Trypanosoma cruzi is the source of this 586-nucleotide messenger RNA. RefSeq lists its product as uncharacterized. NCBI's taxonomy places the organism in Eukaryota, Euglenozoa, Kinetoplastea, Trypanosomatida, Trypanosomatidae. The record is from RefSeq and is a predicted model, not a curated record. The annotation marks the transcript as partial. The transcript has a single exon.
UAGCGCAGAAGAUUUUGAUGCACUUGUUUCUGUCUUACUUCCUAGCAUUGCCACUCACAUGGAUCGUCGCGAGACGCUGUCAUUUGUAUUUAAUUGCCAAAUGGGACGUGGACGCACUACAACUGGCAUGGUGAUUUGCUGCUUGUUGAUUGGUCUUGUGAUACCGGAGUAUUACGAUGAACUAAACAAUAGAUAUGAUCCUCUUUUCAAGCCAGAUGAUUCACCAUUAUCACGUGGGGAGUACAGUUGCAUUGUGCAGCUAAAGCGUGUACUUACAGGGGGACGCCAAGCGAAGCUGCAGGUGGACUUAGUGCUAGAGGUGUGCGCCAAGAUGCAAAACCUUCGCACAGCGAUUGAGAGCUUUGCGUUGCAGGUGAAGUCACCGGAUGUCACAGAGUCGCAGCGUGGCCGGGCACACCACCACGGAGUACACUACUUGCGUCGGUACUUCAAUCUUAUCACCUUUGCUGCGUAUCUCCAGGAGGAAUAUAAUUCCAUGAAGAAAAUGAUGCGCAGCACGUACUCAUCAUGGUUGGCACAGCGACCCGAACUCACGACUUUGUGUGACUCCGCAUCUCUCAAGUAG